This is a messenger RNA of Eptesicus fuscus (big brown bat), 2262 nucleotides long. It is a transcript of the gene RASSF4, whose product is annotated as Ras association domain family member 4. NCBI's taxonomy places the organism in Eukaryota, Metazoa, Chordata, Mammalia, Chiroptera, Vespertilionidae. The record is from RefSeq and is a predicted model, not a curated record. The transcript has 10 exons. Gene Ontology annotation, biological process: signal transduction. Bases 114 to 1046 code for a protein of 310 amino acids.
CCGUGGGCGGCCAGGACGCGGCGCGGUGCCGGCGAGGGCACAGCUCUGACAGGGGUCUCCGGUCUGCGCCACGGGAGGACGGUAGCUUCCGGGCCUGCAGACAGGAGGAGAAGAUGAAGGAAGAUUGUGCACCCAGUUCUCACGUGCCCAUCAGCGACAGCAAAUCCAUUCUGAAGUCGGAGCUCUUACACCUGCUGAAAACCUACAACUGCUACCACGAGGGCAGGAGCUUUCAGCUGAGACACCGAGAGGAGGAAGGGGCUCUGGUCAUCGAGGGGCUCCUCAACAUCGCCUGGGGGCUGAGGCGGCCCAUCCGCCUCCAGAUGCAGGACGACCGGGAGCCGGCGCCUCUCCUCGGCCGCCUGGACGCCGGGCAGCCCAGCUGCCGCCUAAAGGAGCCGCUUCUGCAGGGGGACACCGCCCCGCAGCCAGACCUUCAGCCCUCGGAGCACAGGCCCGAGAGUGCCAGCGACAGCGCAGGGCCCCUGGAGGAGGGCGAGGAGACCCCACAGCUGAUGCGCACCAAGAGCGACGCAGCCUGUGUGAUCCAGCGGAGGGCCCGGUGCCGCGCACCCGAUGAGACCCAGAGGACCCGGCGACACCGCUUCUCCAUCAAUGGGCACUUUUACAACCACAAGACCUCCGUGUUUACGCCUGCGUACGGGUCCGUGACCAACGUGAGGGUCAACAGCACCAUGACCACCCUGCAGGUGCUCAGCCUGCUGCUCAGCAAGUUCCGAGUGGAGAACGGCCCCAGCGAGUUCGCACUCUACGUUGUCCACGAGUCGGGGGAGCGGACAAAAUUAAAAGACUGUGAGUACCCGCUGAUUUCCAGGAUCCUGCACGGGCCCAGUGAGAAAAUUGCCAGGAUAUUCCUGAUGGAAGCCGACCUGGGCGAGGAGGUUCCCCAUGACGUUCCAAGCCCUGCGUCUGACGAUGCUGCAGCGCCUGGAGCAGCUGGUGGAGGCCAAGUAGCCAGCCAGAGCCCGCCUCUUCUGAAGCCGCCAGCAGCCAGUGCACACCCAGUGCCUGCGAGCGGGCCCUGACUGGCGGCCCCACCUGAGGAAUCAGCACCUGCCUGCCUGCCUAAGUACCACGAACCCCAUACCCCUGGUUCUUAUCUCCGAGGUGAGCACUCGCAGGACCCAGGCACUGGCCUGAGUAGCAGGAACUUGCUGGUGGGGUUUCCUGCUGGUUUAGUGGGAGCUGCGUGAAAGUUUGCUCUGGGCAUUGAACAGCCCUGGCGCUGACACCUGCCACGUUAUGUGGCUGGAUGGCGUGGCUCGUCCUGUGCACGCCACGCCUCCUGCUUAGGAGAGCAGUACCUCCAGAGCCCCUGGAGCUGGCGCAGCCCCGCAGGGCCCAGCCCCGUCCUCCGCGUCCACGUGAGCCACCUUGUGCUGCGCUCAGGAGCUCUGCCGGGAAGGCGGGGCUGCCUGCAGGGGUGGAAUGUGCCUGCUCCCAGCAUCACUCCCCUGGCGUCCCUGGCUCCUGGCCUCCAAACAUCUGCUGUCACUCCGUGAGCCUCACACAGCCCGGCAGGCCGGAGGCAGAGGCCGGACAGGAAUAAGACCACGAGCACCUCGCCCUCUCUCUGCAGCACUAACUCUCACCUUCCUCAGCAAGACCUGAAGGAAUUCUUAUGAGGAACUCUCUGCAAAAACAUGCCAAUUUGGUCAAGGGGAGGAGGUGGCCCACAUGGCGUUGGGUGUACGACCCCUUGUGGGAGAGUCCUGGGUCCAGGGGCUGCUGUCAACGGCUCGAGAAGGCAGUGCCCAGGCCCCGCCACCCUGUCCCUCUCUGGGCUGCAGCCUCCGUGCGAAGUACGAGAAAUAUCAGGAGCUCUGCCGGGAAGGCGUGCAAUGAGGAGAAAUGUCAGCCUGAGGAGAAAGGGCUUUGAAUUCAUUGGGGCCAGACACUGAACCAUUUGGGUUUGUCAGCUGAUGGAGAAUUUCUGGAAGGAAUAAGAAGUCUUUUGCAAAACUAUGCAACAGUUGAUGUCAGUCGUGGUGUUUGUCAGCCAACUAAAGACCAAAUUUCUUCCCCUGCUGGUGGGUGGCAGACUUCAAGGGAAGAACCAGCGAGGCCUCCAAAUGCAGGCGGCGGGAUCCCCCUCCGCCUCGGCAGCGGCUCCUCGGCAGCGCCCACAGGAGCAGAGCUGGGGAGCAGCCAGGCUGCGCAGUUUGCUGUCUGCGCCCCUUGGCGGCACAGUUUCCGAGGUGCUCAAUAAAGGUGCGCUCCCCUGAGCUGGAGGAGUCAGGA